This is a messenger RNA of Paramecium pentaurelia, 1517 nucleotides long. The record is from the annotation of a GenBank genome assembly. NCBI's taxonomy places the organism in Eukaryota, Ciliophora, Oligohymenophorea, Peniculida, Parameciidae.
GUUCACAUGUAUGAAAUGAGAAGACCAUUAUCUGAAAAGAAUUUGGGAAGGUAUAUUCCUGAACAAACAAGACCAAGUUCAGCUAACUAAAUAAAAUAAUUAACUCAAAUGAAAAGUUCAACCCAUUUGAGCAAAUAAAAUUUUUCAUAUAAGGAUCAAAAGGAGAAUAUGGAAAUAAGAUCAAAUUAAUAAGACACAACAAACAAGAAGCCAAAUACUAAAGAAAUCUUUGAAUAUAAAAAACUAUAAGAUAAAUUAUCAUAUUUGGAGUAAAAGAUAAUAAAUAUCAAAACACAUAUUGAUAAUAGUUAGAGAUAAACAAAAUAAGGUUUGGCAUCCAGAUUUUUUACUACUAAAAAUAAUGAUUAAUAAUAACAAUAAUAACAAUAAUAAGAUAACAUUAAUAAACCAAAAAUUAGCAAGAAUGAUCUUGAUUUGAACUAAAUGCAAAAUAAAUUAAAAUCAAGCACUUUAGUUAAUGAUCCAAGAGUAGUAUCAAAUGAUAAUCUAAAUAAAAAGCCAUCCUUAUCUACCUUUGUAACUUAAUAGAAAACAAGUAGUGAAGCUAAUAUCUAAAAGAUAAUCUAAAUUCAUCCUGAAUCAGCUAAAGGAAUGGCUUAGAAAAUAACAUUUUCAAAUAAUUAGAGAGAAAGAUCAACAAAAUCUGAGACUUAAUUUCUAUAUUAUAUUUCAUCUGUUAUAAGAUGUUAUAUGACACCUGAAAUAACAAAACCAAUAUAAUAGGUUAGAGAACAUUUAAUUUAAUCAAUAUCAGCUGCUUCGUAUUCUAAAAUGAAGAAUUCUUAGUAAUAUGAAGAGAAGAGAGUUAAUUUACCAUCUAUUUCAUUAAAAAAAACAAUAGUGUUUGAUUUAGAUGAAACAUUAAUUCAUUGUAAUGAAUCAAUAAAAGUGCCAGGUGAUGUAAUUUUGCCUAUAAGAUUUCCAACAGGAGAUGUGAUAGAGGUAUUAUAUCAAUUUAAAUUAGGCAUCAAUUAAUAUUAGACCAUAUGCUCAAUAGGUUUUAUAGACAUUGAGUAGACAUUUUGAAUUGAUUGUAUUUACAGCUUCACAUUCUUGUUAUGCAAAUGUUGUGAUUGAUUAUUUGGAUCCAACAAAAUAAUGGAUAUCACAUAGAUUCUUCAGAGAGAGUUGUGUAUAGACUGAAGAAGGAGCAUUUAUUAAGGAUCUAAGGUAUUGAGUGAUUGUUUUUGGUUAGAGUCAUUGGAAACAGACUGUUAUCGGAUCUGGUACUUGUAGAUAAUGCUGCAUAUUCAUUUUGUAUGUAGUAAUUAAAUGGUAUUCCGAUCCUGAAUUUUUAUGAUAAUAAAUCUGAUUAAGUAUGAAAUAUAAAAGAGUAUUAAUAGGAAUUACUUUAUUUACAAAAUUAUUUAAUGGCUAUGAAGUAUGCAAAGGAUGUGAGAUAAUUUAAUUAAUAAUAUUUGAAACUAGAUAGAUUUGGAGAGUUCAAGGAUCCAAUUUAGUUAUUAGAGACUUUGUUCAAAGAGUAUAUACCAUGA